AUGUUGCGGAGGGCGCUAAGCCUGAAGGCUGCCCAUCGCGCGACGCGCACGCAGCGCUUUUUCUCGCACGAGCUGGUGAAUAUGGGUAUCCUUGCGCACAUCGACGCGGGGAAGACGACCAUAUCGGAGGACAUCCUGUACAACGCCAAUGAAAUAAAGGUUAAGGGCAGUAUCCACGACCAGAACACACAGCUGGAUUUUUUAAGGCAAGAGAGAGAAAGAGGAAUCACCAUCAAGACUGCCUACUCAUGCUUCAAAUGGAACAACAUAAAGGUAAAUUUGAUAGAUACCCCAGGACAUGUCGACUUCAGCAACGAAACGUUCCUGUCAUUAUGCGUCUCAGACAAGUGUGUCAUCGUGGUGGAUGCCAAGGAGGGGAUUCAAAUUCAAACCUUACACCUGUUUCACUACAUAAAGGAAAAUCUCCCCAUUUUUUUUUUUUUAAACAAAAUGGAUAUACACGAAACGGAUCUCGAUUACAACAUGGAAAGUCUAAAAAACAAUUUGAGUCGAAAGAGUGUCCUUGUCACUUACCCUCUGUAUGAAAAUAAGGCGUUGAAGUUUAUUUUGGACCUUCCUUCCAUGUCGCUUUAUUGGUAUCCUCAGGGGAGGUAUGGGAGCAAGUUCACUUACAACAGAAUUGGCCUCGCUUCCGUUUUGCGGCACUUGGACUGCCAAGUUGUGAGGAGUCAUUUUGCCGCCAUAGGGGUGGGCGAGGAGACCUCAACUGCUUCUGAGGUGAUCACCACGGAGCAGCUCCUAAGAGUGCUAUCUAAAGACACCAUCCACCAUAUUUUACAGAAAAGGGAGGAUCUCGUGGAGGCGCUCUGUGAUUUGGAGCCCGACCUGGAGCGAAAGUAUAUAAACAAUGUCUGCAUAGGGUACAGCGAGGUGAGGGAGUGCCUAGCCAAGUGGAUAAAGUUGAAGGAGAUCUUUCCCGUGUUUGCCGGCAGUGCGAUGAAUUCGUUUGGUGUUCACCUCCUUCUGGAUUACGUCACUAGCGGUGGUGUGACUAGCGGUGGCGUCGCGGUGCGGGGGGACCACUCCAAUAGGGAGAUUGCCCCAUCGGAAGUAAAAGCAGCACCUAUUGGCCCCAAAACGAACGAUGUGCAGGGUAACAUCCUAGUGGGGUCCUCUCCAAUGGAUGUAAGUGAGCCCAUCGGAGCAGGACACAGCAAUGGAGAGACCCGCCCCCCUGGUGCAGCUACCCCGUUGCAUCACGACUCAAGCACUACCGCUGCACUCUCCAACAAGAUUAAAAAAAGGCACACAUCUCUUCAGCGGUACAAAACAGUCCUAUUCAUAUUCAAGCUUGUGAGCGAAAAGAAUGGAUACAACACAUUCUGCAAAGUCCUCAAGGGAGAGUUAGUUAAAAAUGCGAAGCUUCAAAACCUACGAAGUGGAGGAACCCAAUUGGUGAAGGGUCUCUACAAAGUCAAAGCAGAUAGAUAUGUUAUGAUAAAUAUGCUGAGGACGAACGACAUAGGAAUGGUUCGUGGGCUUGAAAAUGUCCUCGUGUGCGAUUUUAUGUGCGAAGUGGAGGAACAACCUUGCAACAUAAAUUGUGCAGAUGUAGUGGGAGGAGACCGUGGGGUGAGCGGCACCAUGUUGCGCAUCAGGAAUGAUGGCGAAGAUCACCGGGAAAGGAAAAAAGAAAGCGAUAAGACCAGCCAGGGAGGCCACCAGGGACAACUUAACGAGGGAAGCCAAGGAGACCAACUUAACUCGCUCCAGGACAAGUCACUCCGGGACAUCUACAGACGUAUGAAACACGAAAUAGGAAGAAAAGAAUUGUGGUUCUUUCUCAGGAGCUAUAAAAAACGGAUAAGCAAAAAUGUCAUUGUCUGCACAUGCGCUAUAGAGCCAAAGGAUUAUAAGAAGGAGAAGGAACUUAAGCAGGUGCUGCGAAACAUCUGCUUGGAAGAUAACAGCAUUGCUGUGUAUACGGACCCGAAUAGAAAGCUCGUCAUUGGAUCGAUAGGGAUGUUAAACAUCGAAGUGACGUUGGACAAAAUAAGAAGUGAUUACAAUAUCGAUAUCAGGACUGAGGAGGUGGAGGUAGUGGAGAGGGAGUAUCUUACGGGGCAGUACGAAGAGACCAUCACCAAAACGAUGAAGGUGAAUUCUAACAUCUCCAACAUAACGAUCGGCUUAACCAUUCGAGAGAAGGAGUUCGUGGACGUUUCGAGGUUCAUCCAAAAUGCGCUGAGGUAUGAUAGCGUGUCGCAGUUGGUGAGGCUGACUAGGGGGCAGGCGGGGGAGGAAACACUCAGUAAGGAAGAAGCGAACGAUGAAGCAGCCAUCGAGGAAGCUGCCACUGAGGGAGAAUCUUGGGAGCAGCAAAACAUCACUACCAUGCAGCCGAAUGGUUCCUUGCCAACCCCACUGAACAGACAUGACUCUGUUUUUUGUGCCUCACCACAAAGGGGGGGUCGGCCCCCGAAGAAACCCAAUUGCAUCAUCGAGGUGGAGCUUCACAACUCAGACGAGGUGCUGACUGGUGCUGUGGGGCGGGGAAAGUGUACAACUCAAAUUAGUAUUAACGCGAACUGUGAGGGGGUUCGAAUGUCUGGCUCACGUGAUUGGGCGAGUGAGUCCAAAGGGGGUUACCCCUCACACGCGGAGCACCCGGAGGAAGAGGUGGACCAAGGUGUGGACGAAAAUGUUGAGGAAGACGUGAAGGAAGAUGUUGACGAAAAUGUUGACGAAAAUGUGGACGAAAAUGUGGACGAAAAUGUGGACGAAAAUGUGGACGAAAACGUGGAGGAAGACAUGGACGAGUACCUCCUCAACUUCAACUACGAGGACCUGUUCCAAAGCAGCGUUCGCGUCCAUAAAAACGUGCACGUGUACAUCGCCGAUUUGCAGAGGGAAAAAAAAAAAAAAAAAAACUUUUACGAAGAAAUUUUACAGAGCUGUAUUAUCACCCUGAAGAACUGCCUAACCAGUGGCUUCCAAACAAGCGGAAGCAUCAUCAGCACGGAGGUCGAAAUUACGAAAUUGGACUUAUCGGAUGACACCACUGUAGCGGUGGCCAAGUAUGCGUGUAAUGACCUGUACUAUCGAAUGAUUAAGCGAGCCAACGUGUGCGUAGCGAAGCCUAUAUCUCUACUGCAGAUUCAGACGGAGGAAUCCUUCGUCGGCAUUAUAGUGAAAGACCUAAUUCAGCAAAGAAGUGGGACCAUUAUUCAGAUCGCGAAGAAUAAUGACUCUCGCCUUUUUAAGAGCAUGAAGAUCAUCGCCAUCGCUCCGGUUAAGCACACGCAGAACUACGCCUCCAUUUUGAGGUCCAUUUCGAGUGGCCACGCCAACUGUUUGAUGACCUUUUGCGGUUACAGCAGGGAGGGCUAG
Molecule: messenger RNA, 3351 nt
Organism: Plasmodium inui San Antonio 1
Lineage: Eukaryota; Apicomplexa; Aconoidasida; Haemosporida; Plasmodiidae
Exons: 1
Coding region: 1-3351 (1116 amino acids)
Biological process (GO): ribosome disassembly; mitochondrial translation
Cellular component (GO): mitochondrion
Molecular function (GO): GTP binding; GTPase activity
Source: RefSeq, a predicted model, not a curated record